AUGGCCACCCACUCCGACUACAACGACAUUAAAACCACUGCCAAGGACAGUGCCGUCGGCGUCUACAAUUAUGGACAGCGCCAGAUAAACCGUGUCGUCAGCUUCGACACCAGACAGAGAGCCUAUUCCAACGUCUCCAACUUCGCUCAGGAGCGACCCCUCCUCUUCGCCUUCAUCGUUGCCCAAGCCAUCUUCUCCUCCCUGCCCAUCAUCGUCUUCUCGACCUUUGCCGUCUCCACCAUCGUCUUCGCCCUUGGUGCUGCCGUCAUCUUCGCUCUAUUCUGGGUCGGCGUCGCCCUCCUUGUUCUCGUGCCCACGCUCUUCUUCACAUGCUCCGUUGGCAUCCUCGUUUGGACCUGGGCCGCUGGAAGUUACCUUCUUGCUAGAUGGCUCUACGAGAUGUCUCCCGUCAGUGCCAAGGGCGGCCUUGAGGUUGAAACGCCCAAUGGCCAGAAGUUCGUUGUCGGUAAGGACGAGGACGGCUUCGAGGCUCAUAAGGUCAAGGGACGGCCUUAG
This is a messenger RNA of Colletotrichum chrysophilum, 516 nucleotides long. RefSeq lists its product as uncharacterized. The transcript is spliced from 2 exons. NCBI's taxonomy places the organism in Eukaryota, Fungi, Ascomycota, Sordariomycetes, Glomerellales, Glomerellaceae. The record is from RefSeq and is a predicted model, not a curated record. Bases 1 to 516 code for a protein of 171 amino acids.